AUGGAUACUUCAAGGGUACUGGAAGAAAUGGUUGAUGAAUCCACUGUUCCAGAUUUUGUCAAAUACUUUUUUGAUCCAGCAAGAAAUGGUUGCGGUUUGAUCUGCAGAAUCCCAACAUGUCGUAAAAAUCUCAUAAGCAGGUGCCCUCCAGUUCUGUGAUUUGGCAACCACUUAGAUCUACCUGAUGGUGAACUAAACAGGCUCAAUUUGUUUUUAAUGCAGAGAGGAGGUUUUUGAGGAAACUUAAUAUUUCAAAUAUGCAUAUUUAAGUAAUGCUCAAAAACUGGGAUUAGGAACACCUUGAGUAAAAUACAAAUUGGAAGACUAAAAAAUCAUCAAAUUUACAGAGGCAUUUGAAAACUCAACACCCUGACCCAUGGAAACUCUUUGUGGAAGAUAAAGAAAAAAAGAUCAAAAUUAAAAAUUCCAUCGCGAAACGCAGCAGAGAUAGAAGCCUUGAAUCUACAAAAGUUACAAUUAAGUUUUCGAAGGAGCAUCUAAUAUCUUGUUGUGUUGAAAUGUGCACUGUCAAUGCACAUCCAUUGGAUACUAUUAAUUGCCUACUACGACGGUUCUUUGGUCCCAUCCAAAGAAGCCUCAAAUGCCAAAUAGUAAACACCUCGAGGAUUCGGGAGGAAAUUCAAAAGAAAGCAGAAUCCCUCCGGGAAGAAGUAAAAGCAGAACUGAAAGGUGCGUUUGUGUCUGUGAAGAUCAACUUUGCAUCCAAAAACACCACAAAGCAUUAUCUAACCACCAAUGUGCAGUUUAGUAAAGAUGGAUGUAUUCAGACAAGGCUACUAAGAAUAGUACCGGUAGCGAUCUCAUCCACAGGAGAAGACCUAAAAAAAAAAGUUUUAGAAGUCCUUACUGAAUAUGACAUCCCCCUUAAGCUAAUCUUCUCAUCAUCGAUUAGUAAUGGUGGGAACAUAUGGGAUUAUCCCUUCCUUGAAGAUUCAAACGCAGACUGUCCCAACCAAGGAGUGACGAAUCUUUCAGACUGCCUUACUACCGAAGUUGAAGAACGAGUAGAUGCUUUUGCUUCUUAUCGAAGCAGGAAGAUAAGUCUAAAAAUGGAAAGAGACACUCAGGAAGAAGUGGAAUGUAGCAAUAAGGCUGAAGGGUGUGCCGGAAGUGAAGAAAACAGUGAUGCCAGUCAGAAUGAAUUUGAAUUUGCAGAUGAGGAAAACUUGAACAAAUUAUUGUCUGCCACAGACAAAGCUUUGCAGGAAGAAGGUAUAUGCUCAAUACAUUCUGCAGUUCGCGUCCUACAACUUGGUAUUCAGGACGCGCUUAAAUCUGGUAGAUACAAGGCGGUUAUCUUAAAAGCAAAAAAUUUAGUGAGGUCACUGCAGACAUUUGAAACGGCAAAGCUAUUUGCUGAAAAAAACCAGAAGAGACCAGUAUUAUGCAAUGACGGCUGGGAUUCCAUAUACAGGAUAUUGAUACAGCUGGUCGAGUUAAUACCGUUUAUCCAAGAAAAUAUUCCAUCUGCAUGCAGUCAGCUCUCUCUCCAAGACCAGUGUGACAUGAAGGAAAUCAUAGUUUCGCUGAAGCCCUGCGCAACCGCCUCAAUGAGGCUCCUGUUAGAACAGCUGCCAUACAGUGAAGUUUUCACCAUUUUCACAGUGUGCAUCGCCAAAAUUGAAAUGCUUACGACCAAUGGAGCUUCCCAGUUCGCAUCACUCCUGUCAAACAAAAUCCGAACAAGAACAGAGCAAGUAUUUUCUCCGGAUCUCUUUGCUGCUGUAAUUCUAGAUAAGCGAUUCAAGACAGUGCUUGAUGGUACCCAAGUCAGGAUGGGUACACAUCGUCUUUUAGAAAUUUGGGAAAGAAUUAUGGGCACUGAUCAAAACAACACGCCAGACUUACAGCCUAUGGUAGAAGCACCAAUGGAGAUGGAUUCAGAAGACGAUGAGAUGAAAGACCUGAGCAUUUUGCGAGGUAUUAUGGAGCGUAACAAAUCAAACGAAUGUUGCUUCAAGUUUCCUACAUCUCUUAUGUUAGAGCCUAUUCGUGCCAAAAUCGAGACCUAUUUAAGGGAGAACAAUCUUGAAGCUAGUGAGAACGUAUUUAAGUAUUGGCAUGACUCCCAGUUUACGAAUCCGGAGCUUGCUUCCCUUGCAAAAAUCUUAUUAGCAGUGCCUGGAGAUGAACUCCUCCUUCAGAGGCUGAUAUCCAGCCUUCAAAUGAUUUACAUUGAACCUUCAAAUAAACCGGACUUCCAAUUACUGAAUGACAUUUUGUUCAUACGAAUUAAUUUUCCCAGACGUUUCGGUGAAGUCGAAUAACAUGUACUUGCAUCAGUUCUAUUCUCCUGAGUUGAAAUUUUUGUGAGGAUUUGUCCUCUUUACAGUUAGUUGUUUUUGAAUCAACCUCCUUCAAUUGCAUUUACCCUCAGCUGUGAAAUUUGACAAAGCUGUUGCCUAGAUUAAGGUUUUUGUGAUAGCUGACUGUGAUCUUAGGGUAAGAAUAUUUACAAAAUGUACACAUGCAUCAGUCAACUUGCUAGGCCAGUAAUAUUAUUGAAUUGUUGAUGUAUUAUUUUCAUGUAUAUUUCGAGCCAACAUCUUUUAUUUACCACUUGUUUUGAUUAUUAAGAAUUUAAUUAAAUUUAAAAAACAGGAAACAUUUUACCGACGGCAUCAUGCAAAAAAGAAUCAACUUUUUUACCAUUUAAAGAAAAACUUACAUGCAAUUUUCUGAUUCAGAGAGGUGCUCAUAUGAAUAAGCUAGGAAAAUUGAUUCCCUCCAAUUACAGCAUUUAGUUGAAAGGCACUAUGAAGUGGUAUCAGAAUAUUUCCAAGAUUGUGCAACUCCUUGGUUCAUCAUUAAAUAACUCAAAGCAGAUCUAUGUAUGAAAUUUGAAAAAUAAUUUUUCUUGUUCCACUGAUAUUUCUUUUGUGAGCAAAUAAAAACCUUCGAGCUACAAAAUAAAGUAAGUUGCACUGUCUUAAUAGCAUUCCAUAGCUAAUGGUUGCUUUUUGCAAAGUGUAAUCCAUGUAAAUGUUGGACUGUCAAUUGGACAACGCUCAGCGAAAGAAUGUCAUUUGCAUUCUGGUAAGCAUCUUCCAUCUUUUCAACUUAUUGUUACUAGGGUUCUCCCAAUUGAAACAUUUGAGUUAGGAGUUGUAUUUUUUCAAAAUUUCUUUGAAAAUGAAAGUGUUUUGCUUCUAAGAGAGUGAUUGAAAAUUUGAUCCUCUACAGAUUUUUUCUUUAGAUAAGUUCAUUUCAGAAAAUCCCCUAGAAAUACUUACAAUAAAUAUAAAAUUUUGAGGAUUUUUUCCUUUAACGAUGUACCUAUUAAUUUUUGUCUUCAUUUAAUUUGUUGGUUCAGGGAAACUGUUUUUUUAUUCAUGGAAAUGUUUUAUGGUCAAAUAGUUGUUAAAAUUUAUGAUAAGGAUUUUCAACUAGUGAUUUUUUCUUUUUCUUUCUUGUCUUUUUUUUUUUCCCAUUCCAGUGAAUUCCUCAUUUAAAGAAUUAUUUUUUGUUUAAAGAACUGCUUCUCCCCUUAAUUUCAUGUUUUUACCCCCAAAUGUAUUUAAAAGUGAGAAUUAGUUACAGGGAAAACUAUUAAAAUUGCUGAGGGAAGUGAAUCGUGUUAGUUAAUUUGUAAAUUGUACCUCAUAAAUUUCUUUUUCAACCAAAAAAUUACAAGACAUGUCAUACUUGUUGUAAUUUUCAUAAAUAAGUGUAAUCUUGUGAGCAAUUUUUACUAGUCACCAAUCUUUAAACUGUUUGAUUACCAAGCUUCAAUUUUUUUUUUGGGGGGAGGGGAGGGGCAUUCUUAAUGAUCUUUUUGUAUUUUAAGUGUAGCUAUGUAAUAAAAUAUGUAUCUUGAAAUUUUUGUUUCAAAAACUGAUGUUUACCUUGUGCGAAAAUGAUUAGACUUUCUGUGGUUUUCUUAUGUUUACUCUUCAUGCACUGACUUUUCCUCAUUCGUUCAUGAUAAGACUGCUGUUUUUGUGUAAAACAAAAACAAAAAAUUAAAAUGUAUUGAAAAUUUGACAAAAUAAACAAUUUGAUCUCAUUA
Molecule: messenger RNA, 4030 nt
Organism: Bemisia tabaci
Lineage: Eukaryota; Metazoa; Arthropoda; Insecta; Hemiptera; Aleyrodidae
Molecular function (GO): DNA binding; protein dimerization activity
Source: RefSeq, a predicted model, not a curated record